AUAUAACCCUAGUAGUCUUCCUUCCCUUCCAGGCCGAAAAACAUCUAUCGUUUCUGCAGGCGCCGCUGUGGGGAAAAGCAACAGAAGCAGUCGCCAUGGGUAUCGAUCUAAAAGCCGGAGGUAAGAGCAAGAAGACGAAGCGGACUGCCCCCAAAUCCGAUGAUAUAUACUUGAAGCUGCUGGUGAAGUUGUACCGGUUCCUUGUGAGGAGGACCGGUAGCAAGUUCAAUGCAGUGAUACUGAAGAGGUUGUUCAUGAGCAAGAUUAACAAGCCUGCUCUUUCGCUUUCACGCUUGAUCACUUACACCAAGGGCAAGGAGGACAAGAUUGCAGUGGUUGUUGGGACUGUCACGGAUGAUACUCGUGUGUAUGAAGUUCCUUGCCUGAAGGUUACCGCACUUAGAUUUACUGAGACUGCGAGGGCUAGGAUUGAGAAGGCAGGAGGAGAAUGCUUGACUUUUGACCAGCUCGCACUCAGGGCUCCUCUUGGCCAGAACACGGUACUUCUUAGAGGGCCUAAGAAUUCUCGUGAAGCAGUGAAGCACUUUGGACCAGCACCUGGAGUACCACACAGCCACACCAAGCCAUAUGUUCGAUCCGCGGGAAGGAAAUUUGAGCGAGCUAGAGGAAGAAGAAAUAGCAGAGGAUUCAGAGUUUAAGUUGUUGUCAAUUGUUGAAGGCAUACUAAUAUUCUAUUGAGAUAUGUGUUUGAAACGUUCUGCCCUGCCCGCCUAUUUGCUUUCCUUGAUGUUUCUCCUUAAUUAUUUGUUUCGUGUUUGAGAACUACUAGACGUAAACGUUUAUCGGUAGCAGGCUCUUGAACUUGCACCUAAUAUUUUUAAAAGUGUGGACAGCGUCCAUGGCUGAGAGUACAUUGCAAGUAAACAUUUCAUACUUUGAGCAGGCAGCGGUGCCAUUUAGGAAA
This is a messenger RNA of Coffea eugenioides, 925 nucleotides long. Its product is annotated as 60S ribosomal protein L18-2. The record is from RefSeq and is a predicted model, not a curated record. The transcript has 4 exons. Bases 96 to 659 code for a protein of 187 amino acids. Gene Ontology annotation, biological process: translation. Gene Ontology annotation, cellular component: ribosome; cytosolic large ribosomal subunit. Lineage: Eukaryota; Viridiplantae; Streptophyta; Magnoliopsida; Gentianales; Rubiaceae. Gene Ontology annotation, molecular function: RNA binding; structural constituent of ribosome.